GGUUAACACGUAUUCUUUUAUCCAAAUCUGGUAAAUACCAUGCUUCACAAGGUACAUUAGAGAAAAUUCUGCAGUUUCCGAUGAUUUUGGGACGGAUUUUAUUAUUUUAACAUGACUGAGGAUUCGUUGUCUCAUGAAAAACCCGGGAAAAGACCGUGUAGAGUUUGUACUGAUUUUAAAUCUUGGACGAAACAGAAGAAAGUCGAACAGGCAAAUGAAGUCCAUGGCAAAACAAGUGCUGAUACUUCAGGCAGUGAAACACUGGCAAGCUCAGAGACAGAGGACCCCAAGGUGGAGUGUCCACUUGACUUGACAGAACUGGGUCAGGGAACAUGGGGAUUCCUUCACACAAUGGCUGCAUAUUAUCCUGACAAGCCCACGACGGAACAACAGAGCAAUAUGAGUCAGUUCUUCAAAUCAUUUUCACGAGUUUUUCCCUGUGAAGAUUGUGCAGAGGAUUUACGUGACAGAUUAAAGGACAAUCCGCCAGCAACAAAGAAUAGAGUGGAGCUAUCCCAAUGGCUGUGUGGGAUACAUAAUGAAAUUAAUAAAAGGUUAGGAAAGCAAGAAUUUGAUUGCUCCAAGGUUGAUGAGCGAUGGAGAGAUGGUUGGAAAGACGGCUCUUGCGACUGAAUGGAAAAUUAGGAAACAGCUUAAAAGCAAAACCUAUAAAGCAUUAGAAUUGCAGGGUGCCUUUCUUAACGUCACUAUUUAGGCUAAAACAAUAUUUAUUUGUGCUUUAAAAUAAUUGCAUUUCUUAGAUUAUAAUCACCAGGUGUGGAUACAAUUGAAAAUGUAGGGGCCAUACCACUUGCUAAAGAUGAUUUAGAUAAACACACAAUUUAGUAAUAUAAAAUAAUUGGAAAUAUAUAUAUUUGAUUUUACACAAUAUUAUUUACA
Messenger RNA from Dendronephthya gigantea, 900 nucleotides. Its product is annotated as FAD-linked sulfhydryl oxidase ALR-like. Bases 112 to 633 code for a protein of 173 amino acids. Gene Ontology annotation, cellular component: mitochondrion. Gene Ontology annotation, molecular function: flavin adenine dinucleotide binding; flavin-dependent sulfhydryl oxidase activity. NCBI's taxonomy places the organism in Eukaryota, Metazoa, Cnidaria, Anthozoa, Malacalcyonacea, Nephtheidae. The record is from RefSeq and is a predicted model, not a curated record. The transcript is spliced from 3 exons.